AUGGGACUGAACCUCUCCUGCCUUGUGGCCUCCGUGCCCGGUGUUGGCCCCCCGCAGGGCUCAGAUACGGUUGAAUCCAUGCUCUCGAAUUAUGACAUCCUUUCUCAGUCUAGUAUCCAACAGCACUCACUGAAGAAGAGGGACCUGCAGCCUGAGACACAUGUAGAGAGACUCCUAAGUUUUUCAGCCCUGCAAAGGCACUUUAAAUUAUACUUAACUGCAACUGCUGAACACUUUUCAGAAAAGUUCCAAGCAUUAAUUGUGGAUGGUGAAGGGAAGGAGAAGGAGUAUCGUGUUCAAUGGCAAGACUUUUUCACUGGACAUGUUGUUGGGGAGCAUAACUCCAAGGUCGUGGCACAUAUUGGGGAUGAAGAUUUUACCGUAAGAAUCAAUACUGAUGGAGAAGAAUACAAUAUAGAGCCACUCUGGAGAUUUAUAGAUAAUGUGCAAGAUGAAAGACUACUGGUCUACAGAUCUGAAGAUAUUAAAGAUUUCUCACGAUUGCAGUCCCCCAAAGUGUGUGGUUAUUUAAAGCUGAACGAAGAAGAACUGUUGCCCAAAGGACUGGAAGACAGAAAGCAAAAUGAAGCAAGCAUCCAUCGAGAGAAAAGAGCCGUUUCGGAGAACUCAAAGAACACGUGCAAGAUGCUGGUGGUGGCAGAUCAUCGCUUCUUCAAGUACAUGGGCCGUGGGGAAGAGAGCACCACUAUAAACUACUUGAUCGAGUUGAUAGACAGAGUAGAUGACAUCUACCGAAAUACUUCGUGGGACAACGGGGCCUUCAAUGGCUAUGGCAUACAGAUAGAGCAGAUCAUCAUCCACAAUGAACCAAACGCUGUAAAACCUGGCGAUAAGCAUUACAACAUGGCAAAAAGUCAUCCAGAUGAGAAGAAAGAUGCCUGGGAUGUGAAAAUGCUGCUAGAGCAAUUUAGUUUUGAUAUCGCUGAGAAAGCAGCUCACGUGUGCCUUGCUCAUCUCUUUACCUAUCAAGAUUUUGAUAUGGGAACACUUGGAUUGGCUUACGUUGGUUCUCCCAGGCCUAACAGCCAUGGUGGCAUUUGUCCAAAAGCUUAUUACAGUCAAAUUGCCAAGAAGGACAUCUAUCUGAACAGUGGCUUAACCAGCACCAAGAACUAUGGGAAAACUAUCCUCACAAAGGAGGCCGACCUGGUUACAACUCACGAGCUUGGACACAACUUUGGAGCAGAGCACGAUCCUGACAGCCUGCCAGAGUGUGCCCCGACCGAAGACCAGGGAGGAAAAUACGUGAUGUAUCCGAUCGCUGUGAGCGGAGACCACGAAAACAACAAGAUGUUCUCAAGCUGCAGCAAAAAAUCCAUCCAUAGGACCCUAGAUUUUUUCAAGGAGCGCAACAACAAGGUGUGUGGGAACUCCCGGGUGGACGAAGGGGAGGAAUGCGACCCCGGCCUCCUGUACCAGCAGGCCGAUCCCUGCUGCUCCGCGGACUGCAAACUCCGGGAUGGCGCCAAGUGCAGUGAUCGAAACAGCCCUUGCUGCAAAGGCUGCCAGUUUGAAAGUGCACAGAAAAAAUGCCAAGAAGCCAUAAAUGCAACUUGUAAAGGAGAGUCUUUUUGCACUGGGAAUAGCAGCGAGUGCCCCCCUCCAGGGAACGCUCCGGAUGACACGGUGUGCGUGGACAUGGGCAAGUGCAAGGAUGGGGAGUGUGUCCCUUUCUGCGAGAGGGAGAAGAACCUGCGGUCGUGCGCGUGCAAUGAGACGGACAACUCGUGCAAGGUGUGCUGCCGGGACGAGCACGAGCGCUGCGUGCCCUACAUCGACGCCAACCAGCAGUUCCUGUUCCUGCGCAAGGGCAAGCCCUGCACCGUGGGCUUCUGCGACAGCAACGGCAAAUGUGAGAAGCAAGUACAGGAUGUGAUUGAACGAUUUUGGGAUUUCAUAGACCAACUUAGCAUCAACACUUUUGGAAAGUUCCUGGCGGACAAUAUAGUGGGCUCGGUGCUCGUCUUCUCCUUGCUCUUCUGGAUUCCUCUCAGCAUCCUCGUGCACUGUGUGGACAAGAAGCUGGACAAGCAGUACGAGGAGAACAACAAGUCUCUGUUUUGCCCCAGUAACGUGGAGAUGCUCAGCAGCCUGGACUCGGCCUCCGUGCGCAUCGUGAAGCCCUUCCCCACGGCGCAGCCCUCGAGCCGCCACCAGCCGCUGCAGCCCGUGGUGGCAGCGCCGGCCGCGGCGGCGGCGCCCAAGCAGGACCACCAGCGGAUGGACACGAUUCAGGAGGACCCCAGCACCGACUCCCAUGUCGACGAGGACACCUUCGAGAAGGACCCGUUCCCAAACAGCAGCUCGGCUGCCAAAUCCUUUGAGGACUUGACAGACCAUCCCGUCACCCGGAGCGAGAAAGCUUCGUCCUUCAAACUGCAGCGCCAGAGCCGGGUGGACAGCAAGGAGACAGAGUGCUAG
Tinamus guttatus (white-throated tinamou) is the source of this 2442-nucleotide messenger RNA. The record is from RefSeq and is a predicted model, not a curated record. Lineage: Eukaryota; Metazoa; Chordata; Aves; Tinamiformes; Tinamidae.